This is a messenger RNA of Williopsis jadinii, 1380 nucleotides long. RefSeq lists its product as uncharacterized. Gene Ontology annotation, cellular component: extrinsic component of intraperoxisomal membrane. The coding region runs from base 1 to 1380 and encodes 459 amino acids. The record is from RefSeq and is a predicted model, not a curated record. Gene Ontology annotation, biological process: peroxisome inheritance. The transcript has a single exon. NCBI's taxonomy places the organism in Eukaryota, Fungi, Ascomycota, Saccharomycetes, Phaffomycetales, Wickerhamomycetaceae.
AUGCUCACAUCAUCUACGAACAGCAGCGCGCUUGGUGGUGCUCGUCUCGGUACACAGGCGCUGGCGCUGGCGCCAGCGGUGGCCUGUGCAAAUGACAAGGAGCCCAUGUGGAGUGUAGUUGAUGGACAGGCUCACGGUGAAACUGGCGGCAGCGCUUUGCACGGUCGGGACGCCGUAGACAUAUCAAAGAGCAGAAAGCUGUUGAAGAAGACGUCCCAGUCACAGCUGACGCCAAGGAAGCGAGCUCUUGCUCGAAAGGCUAGCCAGAGCACGUUGUUGGAGCCAAGUGCGAGGGACUCUCCCGCGUUGUCAACAAAGGGCUCUGUGGAGGAGAUGAAAGGCUGUAUUGAUGAGGACAAGUCCGUGUUGUUUGAGUAUACAAAUGCUGAGAUCUUUACGUUUGAAGAAAUGCCGGAUACAAACAACCAAUCGCAUGGUCGGUUGCUAGGGCAUGGGAGGUUUGAACUGUUCCAGCUCCAUCAAAAGGCGGUGAGUUAUCUCCAAUGCGGGUCUGUUGUUUACCCAAUCCUGCCAAAGCUGAAAAUACUCAAGAUCUCCAAGAAUCAGUUCAUCCUGCCGCUGGCGAACCCGGAGCGAUAUUGGAGAAUAGUGCUGCACACAGCAAAUGACUCGAUAAUCAACGAUCUGGAGUCAUCGUUGAAAAGCAUAUGCCAAUUUAGAAACCUGUUCCUUCAGUCAGUGGCCCCACCAACACCGCCGACGAUAGCACCGCUGUCGAGGACUGUACUCUGUGAAUCGUCUCCGAUAAGGAGAAACGUCUCGAUGGGGUCGAUGGCAUCGAUCAGCACCGCAGUGGCAUGCUUCAACUUGGAAUCUGAAUCAGGGUCAAAGGCGUAUGUUGAUGAUAACGUAUUCUUGCAAGACUGCACUUCACCUUUGAAAAAAACCAAAUCAAAUGCAUCUUCAUUGGAACUGGCUCUGGAUAGCUUCUUUGAAGAGCACGAACAAGAAGUUACAAACUAUUACACCCCUGAUGCCUCUGUUCAAAGAGACUCUUCACCGAACAUCUUGUUGGCAUCUAGUCUGAGAACGCGAAACCACGGCUCGUUCAGCAGGUCUUCGAGAUCAAUGUCACUAUAUCAGUCUGAAUCGUCAUGGAUGGAUCCGUCGGACGAUUAUGAAGCUUCUACUCCAAGGACAGAAAAGUACAUAAAGUUGAAUCUCAACCCUAUGGCCAAAGAACGUACGAGGGAUAACCGCAUCGUGACGGAUCCAAUAUUCAGGAACUCGAGCAAGAACAACAAGAAAAACCCUGCGCAUAGAUAUUCAUCUUACGACGUUUACAACAUGCUGGGAGGAUCCUCAAUGGAAGAAAACUCAGACUCAUCAUUCAGAGGGUUUCUGAAAUCAUUCUUCUAG